AUGUCGGCAUCAUCAACACCAAGCAUCGUGGGAGCGAUUGUUGGUUCGCCAGGCCCUAUGGCGGCGCAUGAUAAGCUCUUGCUGGAGGAGCAGGAAGAAUACGACUAUGAAUCGCUUCCACCUAACUUCUCGCUGGCGGCCAACAUGGCUGCCGGCGCCUUCGCUGGCAUUGCAGAACACACGGUGAUGUACCCCAUCGAUCUGCUCAAGACGCGAAUGCAAGUGGUUAGCCCAACUCCCGGCGCGAUAUACAGUGGCAUCGGCAAUGCGAUAUCGACCAUCUCAAGAGCUGAGGGUUACAUGUCGCUAUGGCGAGGAGUGUCCAGCGUGGUAGUCGGAGCAGGUCCUGCGCACGCUGUCUACUUUGCGACGUACGAAAUGGUCAAGCAAGCGAUGGGUGGCAAUGCCGUGGGCCACCAUCCGCUCGCAGCUGCCUCUAGUGGAGCAGCAGCGACCAUCGCCAGCGACGCCUUCAUGAACCCAUUCGACGUGAUCAAGCAGCGAAUGCAACUACACGGGUCGACAUACCGCUCCAUUACCGACUGCGCGCGAACCGUGUUCCGGAACGAAGGACUCCGCGCAUUCUACGUCUCCUACCCUACGACUCUCACCAUGACCGUGCCUUUCACCGCACUUCAAUUCACCGCCUACGAAUCCUUGACGAAGUUUAUGCAGAACCAUCGGAAAUCCGGCUACGACCCACUCACGCAUUGCAUCGCUGGAGGUACCGCUGGUGGUGUCGCAGCAGCAGCGACCACUCCAUUGGAUGUCAUCAAGACACUACUACAGACGAGAGGCUCCUCAACGGAUGCAGAGAUCAGGCAGUGCAGAGGGUUGUGGCCAGCAGCGGGCAUCAUCUGGAGAAGAGAAGGCAUGAACGGGUUCUUCCGCGGCAUGAAGGCACGCAUUAUCACGACGGCACCAAGCACAGCUAUCUGCUGGACGGCAUACGAGUUGGCAAAGGCGUACUUUAUCCGCGUGGAAGGAGAAUCAUGA
Molecule: messenger RNA, 996 nt
Organism: Fulvia fulva
Lineage: Eukaryota; Fungi; Ascomycota; Dothideomycetes; Mycosphaerellales; Mycosphaerellaceae
Exons: 6
Coding region: 1-996 (331 amino acids)
Biological process (GO): iron import into the mitochondrion
Cellular component (GO): mitochondrial membrane
Molecular function (GO): ferrous iron transmembrane transporter activity
Source: RefSeq, a predicted model, not a curated record